Austrofundulus limnaeus is the source of this 1746-nucleotide messenger RNA. Its product is annotated as protein FAM184A. Lineage: Eukaryota; Metazoa; Chordata; Actinopteri; Cyprinodontiformes; Rivulidae. The record is from RefSeq and is a predicted model, not a curated record.
CUCUGGUCAAAAAGCUGGUGGAUGACAAGAAGUUCUACCAGUUGGAGUUGGUCAACAGAGAGACGGGGUUCAACAAAGUCUUCAAUUCCAGUGCCAAUGUGGGGGUCAUCAACCCUUUAAUAAAGCGUGACUUUCACCUCUCAGCUGAGCAGUCAGGCAGUAGAGGAGGAGCAACAGCAGCCGUGUGGAGGGAUUUCAGUGUGAACGACGGUGACAAACGUGAAGCAGACUGCCACCAAAACUGUUUAAAAGAGGGAGAAAAUCCAGCACUUUCAACACAAGCGGUUUGAAUAACAUCAGAAUGCAGAGCUUAGUUUUCUGCAUAUGUGAGUCGUAAAAACACAAUAUUAAUUUAUAACUUUCAUCACGUUUCAAUCUGCAAGUUGCACUUUAAAGACCACCCUUAGCACUUGUAACAUCUGCACUGAGUUUUUUCAUCACUCCUUUGAUAAUCACAGAACUAUGAAACAUGCAGUUGCACCUUUGCAGCCAUUUAAUUUUAUGUGUUAAGUUAAAAACAAUAAAGAUCCAUUGCACGCUAAAAAGCCGACACAGUAAAAUGGACUUUUUUCAUGCAAAAUGCAAAAAGGCUGCUGUGUUCAACUUAACACAAUUAGCCACCACUGAUCAGUACUAAAUGAGCAGAGCUCAUAGUAUAAAUUACUUUCAUUGAUUGUGUUUGUGUUGUAAUGAAAUGGAUCUUCAGGAAACAGAAAACUCUGCUGCAGCUGUUAGCACCCAGGAAUUGUUGUUUUUUCAAAUGCCUGUUUAUUUAACUUGACUCAUUCUUGUUUGUUCCUUCUGUUUUUAUUUUAACGUGUUUGAUCCUGCAUGCAGUUUGCCGUUCGCAGCACAAAACGUUCUCAUUCAGCCCGUGUGAACGCCUCACACCUCCUCUCGUCGGGUUUGUCACAAAGACUUGAUAUCUGCUUACAGAGCUGCUCAUCAUCCUUUCUGUGCGCACGCAGCUGUCAGAGCUAAUGUUGUUCCCAAACAACAGCGUUCCGUUUCAAGUCACAACAUCAGCUCAUCAUCCUCCUCCUCCUCAUCAUCUUCCAUCCUCCUCGUGGCUGUGGCUUGUUCAGAUUGGAUCACAUACACUUCCUUUCUCUUCUCAGUUGCACAUCAGAGCUGUAAUUUCUAAUUCUGUUGACUUGUCUCAGUCUAAAGAGAGCCACAGUGGCAGGCCGCAUCCCUUUCACUCCUCCACUGAGAUUAGGCUGCAGUCGUUUUAUGCAUAUGAAUAUGAAAUAUAGAAUUUGUCUUUUGAUGGAUUUCUUUAGAUGCUCGAAAAAUGAUUGUCCUGAAAAUCUUAGACUACAGUUUCUGAAAAAUCAAACCUAGGCAUAUGAGUUUGGCCUGUUUGAGGACUAGCCUGAAGAAGUUUAUUCAUUUUAUUUCAUGGGAUGAAAUUUUCCUUAAAAACAUUGUAUAUCACUAAAACACAAAUGAUCUACAAAAGCUACUCAGUGAUCAAAUAUUUGUAAUGUCAUUGAUUAGAAUUAGUUGGAACAUUAUUUGGCGUAUUUAGAAGAGCUCAGUAUUCAGCUGUGGGAUGUAUCCACCCUAGUGUUUUACUUUAAGAGAAAGCUCAGAGCUUUUGAAGUGACUUCUGUGUGAAGGUUAUGAACAGUUAAUAUCUUACCUGUUGUACAUAACUCCUUGGACAACCUCAGUUGACCCGACUGACAAGACAACGGCUAGUGCAUACCUAAAAACCUCCAAUAAAAGCACAUAUGUAUUAAU